AUGCAAUUUCUCCGUUCGAUUCUCCUCGUUUGCCUCGUGCUUUCGGUGAUUUCGGCCAUGAGGCUUAGGCGCCCGAUCCGUGAGGCUGACUCUGAAGAAGUGCAUUUUCCGUCAGCACAUAGCGGUCCAUGUAGUGACAACGAGGCGAAAGCCGGGUGCAAACAGGAAAAAGUUGGCAGCGAUCCUGUGUACAUCGAGUUUGUGUGCUCUUGUGAAAAAGAGAAU
Molecule: messenger RNA, 225 nt
Organism: Mesorhabditis belari
Lineage: Eukaryota; Metazoa; Nematoda; Chromadorea; Rhabditida; Rhabditidae
Source: the annotation of a GenBank genome assembly